This is a messenger RNA of Pelobates fuscus (common spadefoot toad), 3091 nucleotides long. It is a transcript of the gene WDTC1, whose product is annotated as WD and tetratricopeptide repeats 1. The transcript is spliced from 16 exons. The coding region runs from base 182 to 2188 and encodes 668 amino acids. Gene Ontology annotation, biological process: negative regulation of fatty acid biosynthetic process. NCBI's taxonomy places the organism in Eukaryota, Metazoa, Chordata, Amphibia, Anura, Pelobatidae. The record is from RefSeq and is a predicted model, not a curated record. Gene Ontology annotation, molecular function: protein binding. Gene Ontology annotation, cellular component: cytoplasm; Cul4-RING E3 ubiquitin ligase complex.
UGCGCUGUUAGCGUAGAGUAGGUGCUAUGUCAAGAUAGGUGAGUUACGCGUAUUGCGCAGCAGGAGAGUGCCCACUGUGAGAUCCGGCCGGGAAGAUGACAAGAGAAAUAAAGUAAAAGACGUGGAGAUGGUGCUGAUGGUUUCUGUGGCCUCUUGAGCCACUACCUAUCCUCGUUCUGACAUGGCCAGAGUCAAUAUAGCUCAGGGCAUAAUCCAUAGGCAAAUAAAGGAGAGGGGAGCACAAAGUUUCCAGAGACGUCAUCAUGUAACCGAUCCCUUUAUCCGUCGCUUAGGUCUAGAAGCAGAACUGCAGGGUCACACCGGCUGUGUCAAUUGUCUGGAAUGGAAUGAGAAGGGGAAUUUGCUGGCUUCUGGUUCAGAUGACCAGCAUAUGAUGAUAUGGGAUCCUUUCCACCACAAGAAGCUUCUGUCUAUGCACACGGGGCAUACAGCUAACAUCUUUUCUGUUAAAUUCCUUCCUCACUCUGGCGACCGCAUCCUUAUCACUGGCGCUGCAGAUGCCAAGGUCCAUGUCCAUGAUGUGAACUCUAGGGAGACUCUUCAUGUUUUUUCUGAACACACUAACCGGGUUAAACGCAUAGCUACUGCUCCUAUGUGGCCCAACACCUUCUGGAGUGCAGGCGAGGAUGGCCUGAUACGACAGUAUGAUUUGCGAGAGAGCAGCACACACUCAGAUGUCCUCAUUGAUCUAACAGAAUACUGUGGUCAACUGGUUGAGGCCAAGUGUGUAAGUGUCAGCCCCCAGGACAAUAACUGCUUGGCAGUGGGGGCUAGUGGGCCCUUCGUCAGGCUCUAUGACAUUCGCAUGAUUCACAGUCACAGGAAAAAUCUGCAGCAGACCCAGUCUGGGAUACACACAUUUUGCUCAAGACAAAAACCUAUCCCUGAGGGAGCUGCACAGUAUUAUGUGGCAGGACACCUACCCAUCAAGCUUCCGGACUAUAACAACCGGUUGCGUGUGUUGGUUGCUACUUAUGUAACCUUCAGCCCAGAUGGGACCGAGCUACUUGUAAAUAUGGGUGGGGAACAGGUAUACCUCUUUGAUUUGACAUUCAAGCAAAGACCUUGUACUUUCUUACUUCCUAAAUCCCACCAUAACUCAGGAGAUGUCCAAAAUGGAAAAACAUCCACUAAUGGACUUCAUUUGCACAGUAAUGGAUUUCGUGUGAAUGACACCAAGACCCUUGUAGGGUCCUCUCCUGAACUCCCACCACACCUGGAGAAAGUGAAGCAGAAAGCCAAUGAUGCCUUUGCACAUCAACAAUGGAGUCAGGCGAUUGAACUCUACAGCCAGGCUGUAAAGCGUGCUCCACGUAGCGCCAUGCUUUAUGGAAAUCGAGCUGCUGCAUAUAUGAAACGGAAAUGGGAUGGAGAUCACUAUGAUGCCCUACGAGACUGCCUGCAGGCACUGGCUCUUAACCCAGCUCACCUGAAAGCUCAUUUUAGAUUAGCCCGCUGCCUGUUUGAGUUACGCUAUGUGUCUGAAGCUUUGGAGUGUUUGGAGGAGUUCAAGAUCAAAUUCCCAGAGCAGGCACAGAGCAGUGCAUGUGAUGCUUUGGAUAGAGACAUCAGGGUUGCCUUAUUCUCAAAGACUGAAAAUUUGGAUGAUAAAAAAGGAAAUGUUCGUCUUCGGUCUGGAGUAAGGAAAGACUCUCUGUCUGAAGAUGAACUGCUGCUUAGAGAGAGAAGCUUGGAUUAUAAACACAGAUAUUGUGGUCACUGUAACACCACUACAGAUAUCAAGGAGGCUAGCUUCAUGGGGAGUAAUGCCCAGUAUAUUGUGAGUGGUUCGGAUGAUGGAUCAUUCUUUAUCUGGGAGAAAGACACUCGUGCUCUCAUCCGGGUACUCCAGGGUGAUGAAUCCAUUGUUAAUUGCUUGCAACCACAUCCAAGCUACUGCUUCCUGGCCACUAGCGGCAUUGAUCCUGUUGUCCGACUGUGGAGCCCUCGGCCUGAGAGUGAGGGACCAGACCGUCGAGUAGUGCAAGACAUGGAGAGUGCAUGCCAAGCCAACCAGCGGAGGAUGAAUGCUGACCCCCUGGAAGUGAUGCUGCUGAAUAUGGGUUAUAGGAUCACAGGACUGAGUGGGGGAGGACCAGGGACUGGAAGUGGGGGAUCUGACGAUGAGGAUACUGCCGAGGGACAAGUACAGUGCCGUCCCAGCUAACACUGCAAGGAGGGAGGUGCAUUGGGCCUAUAUUAGAAGCACCUAAAAAGGGAGUGAGGAAUUUGACCAUAUCUGGCUGGCCAUUCCUCUUGCUCACUCAGUAGUCUGUGUGUUUGGAGCCAUGUUUCUCCUAGCUCAAUUUGAGCCCGCGCAUUAGGAUAAAGGGGACACAGAAUCUCCCCUGCAAAACACACUUGCUUAUCCCAUCAUCAAGCUGCCCCUCCACUGUAGACUUUUGAAUAAACUGGAUAACUAGCACUGCACAAUCCCAUCUUGCAUUCUGAAGUAUCUUCUGCAGUGCACAUGACACAAUAAUGUGAGAUGAGAUGAGGAAAGGCAGCUGUGAUAAACUUCAGAUGGACGUGCUUUAUGGAUGUUCAACAAAUGUUUUGUUUAUGAUGCAGGAUUUAUUUGAAUUUGCAUUGUUGGCCCCUGUAGUAGAUAGUGUGUUCGGGGAGCCGUUUUAAGAGUAACUAUUCAAGGUUGAAUAUUUUGCAAGGCAAAUUGGUUCUAGGGUUAGGAUUUGGCUUUUAAGCUUGUUCCUUAUUGGAUGAAGUAUUCUACAGCUGUGGAUGUACGUGGUGUGGUUCUAUGCUUUUAUGAAUGCAAGUAAGCUGUCUGACUCUAGAUUUCAGUACCUAGAAGAAUGGACCGUAGAGGUAAUCCUGGAUGAUUAGCAUAAUGAAAAUUGUUUCCCUGGACCCAUCUAGUUGAUUUCAGUUGAUAUAGAUUCAGGACACAGAAGGCUUCUAUGGUUUGCUCAGGCCCUAUCACAGUUCUAUGAGGGGUAUUUGCUGCUACUCCCUCACCUGUUUAUAAGCUGAAAUAAGGCUGUGUUGUAGGUCUACUUCCUGGUUUGUAUUUGAUGUAUAUCAAUAAAAAUUUCUUUAUUUCCAAGCAGAA